AUGGGGGGGCAGCAGAACCGCGGCCACGAUUGCCUGCGCGAUCCUCCGAACUCCGGCCGCGGGGAAACUGUGAAGGUGGCGUCCCGCACACUCUCGGUCGAGGACGCCACGCUCUACAUUCUAGACGCCUAUGCCCAGCAUGCUCUGCGGGUGCAGGAGUCGCCAGCGGCGGGUGACGGCAGCCCGGGGAAUGGCGGUGCGGCUGGAGGCAGUACUCGCCGCACCCCGGUAGAUGGCGAAGCAGCGGGAGGCGCACUGCCCACUUGUUGGACCGACCAAUUGGCGCAGUGGGAAAGCGAGGGGGUGGAGGAAAGGGAGCGGCAUGAGCGGAUGGCGGAAACGGUCCCCCGCUGCCUUCGUGGCCUGCCCGUGUUUGUGAUGCGGAAUGGUGGUCACUAUUUGGCGACGACGCACUUGAAGUACGUGCUUGGGCUCGAGAAGAAGCCGUACGAACUGUUUCGCAUCCUGCGCGAGGUGAACCGGACCAGUUGGCAGCCGCACGAGGAAGGGGGGGACGGCGUGGACAUCAAUGAGUUCCACGAAAAGUUAGGCGCGAAGUUUUUGACGGCAGGCGUGGGGGUUGACCACGAAAGGGAUGCUGGGGAGACGCUUGAGGAAGCAUCGGAAAAGCGGGAGAGGGCGUCGGCGGAGUCGGCGGUGUCCCGUGGUGUUGACGCCCUGGAGGCCACGUGGCGGGCCUAUGACCAAUUGGCCGCAGUCUCGGACGGGGUAUCAGCCGAUCGGUUCCGGGCAUGUGCUGUCCGGUUUUUGGGCGAGCAGCUGAGUGCCCCGGUUGGGGGGGAGCCGCCGGAAGAGCACUUUAAGGAGAUGGAUCGGCGGCUGGCGGCAGCAAAGUUUCAGAGGAGUGUCGGACCGGCCGGGGUGGCAUGGGGUGGGAAAAAGCCUAGCAAGCCUCGCAAUCCUCGCGGAGAAGAGUGCGAGCGGAAGCGAGUGGUUCCGGAACGGGUGGCGCCGGCGAGGCCCACUUUGGAAGAGGUCGAAGCGACUUUGUGGGAUGGGGUGGAUGAGUCGAAGUUGGAUGCGGUGGAGGGCGAGCACGUGGAUAAGCCCGACCCCAAGGAGGAGGGGGAUGUGUGCACCCCGGGUGUGGAGUGGGAGCAAUGGUACUUGGACCGCGAAGGGUUUGUGCCUAACGCUCCCGUUCCCAUCAGGAGGUUGGGAGAGAUCAGCCGCUUCUGGUACGAGUUUGGCGUCCCGGACCAAGUCGUGGUCAUGCAGCACAACUACGACAACCGCUUGGAGCGGAGGUACGAGGGGCGCCACAACUUGUGGACCUUCAAAGUGCUGUCCAACAUCAUGCCCAUGAGCCGCUUCCUCAAAUCCGCCCCAUCUGCCGAAACCUUUGUCGCUGCCGACCUGGCCCGGGAGGCGCUGUCCGAUCUGGGUGCACAGUCGAAGCUUGGCCGAUCCGUCGCAAUCGCCGCGCUGGCGCACUCGGCUGGCGUGCCGGUGGAGAAGGACAUCUUGCACGGGAGCGCAUUGGACUUGCUCAAGCUGGCUAGGGUUCGGGUUCGGGCCUCAAGGAAGGCAAAGGAAGCGACUGGCGGAGGGGAGGUAGAGGGGGGGGCGAAGGGCGAGGGAGCACCUCCGACUCUGGAUGAGGUGUUCGGUCACAGCGUCGUCACGAUUGGGCGGAGUGCGGCGGCCAGCGUCACGGAGUCGGCCGUCCAGGUAGAGAAGGAGCGCUGGAAGAGUGGCUCCUCGGACUGGGGGAGGGGGGCUAGCGAGUAG
This is a messenger RNA of Klebsormidium nitens, 1752 nucleotides long. Lineage: Eukaryota; Viridiplantae; Streptophyta; Klebsormidiophyceae; Klebsormidiales; Klebsormidiaceae. The record is from the annotation of a GenBank genome assembly.